Molecule: messenger RNA, 1906 nt
Organism: Aspergillus heteromorphus CBS 117.55
Lineage: Eukaryota; Fungi; Ascomycota; Eurotiomycetes; Eurotiales; Aspergillaceae
Product: GABA transporter
Exons: 8
Coding region: 207-1808 (533 amino acids)
Biological process (GO): transmembrane transport
Cellular component (GO): membrane
Molecular function (GO): transmembrane transporter activity
Source: RefSeq, a predicted model, not a curated record
AACAACUAAACUUACUCCCAUGUCACCCUCCCCACUUGGCCUGCCGUUACGUGCCAUGGCAAAGCAUGCAUGUGUUAGAGUCCGGAGUACCCUGGCUGGUACGCCCCUGAAGGACCGACUGCCAUUCUCCUGAAUAUAUUUCUUCUCGUGUCUCCCUCCUCUUCCCUCCUUCUCCCUCCCCAUCUCCUUCUGGCAGACACAUCACCAUGACAGCUGAGUUCGAAUUGACCAACGGGCCUCUCGAUGGCAAGGGGCCUGGCAACUCCACUUCCCGGGUCCACGACCAGGAGGAACUGGGCCGCGUGGGUAAAAAGGAGAUCCUCAAGCGUCGGUUCGGAUUUCUGUCCAUCCUGGGCUUCAGUUGUACGAUUCUCGCCACAUGGGAGGGUCUGUUGUCCACGUUCACGGUCCCUUUAGAAAAUGGUGGAUCUGCGGGUACUGUGUAUGGCUUCAUUGUCGUCUGGGCGGGAACGAUUUCGACUCUCACAACUUUGGCGGAGAUGGUCUCGAUGGCUCCCACGUCCGGUGGUCAAUAUCACUGGGUCUCUAUGAUGUCGCCGAAGAGGUGUCAGAAGUACCUCAGUUACCUCACUGGAUGGCUCAUCGUGAUCGGCUGGUUGAGUGCCUUUGUAUCGACUGCCUUCCUCGUUGCCACUCAGAUCCAAGGCCUGAUUAUUCUCAACCACCCGACCUUCGAUGCGACCCAAUGGCAAGCAGUGCUCCUUUACUGGGCCACGAUUGCCUUCGCCGUCUUUUUCAACAUCGUCAUCAGCACACAUCUGCCCAAGGUUGAGAGUUUUGUGUUGAUCUUGCAUAUUAUCGGCUUCUUUGCUAUCAUCAUCCCGCUGGUUUGCCUGGGCGAGAAGAACUCGACUCACGAAGUCUUCACCACCUUCACUAAUGACGGAGGCUUUUCCAGCAUGGGAGUGUCCUUCCUUGUCGGCAUGAUGGGGAGUAUGUUUGCCUUCACCGGUGCCGAUGCCGCCGUCCAUAUGAGCGAGGAAAUCCAUAACGCUGCCCGAGUGGUGCCUCAAUCCAUCAUCGCCUCGGCCUUUGUCAAUGGCGCCCUGGGUUUUGGCAUGAUCCUGUCCACCCUGUACACCAUGACCAACUUCGAAGAGGCAAUUGAUUCACCGACUGGCUACCCCUUUAUGCAGAUCUUCUACAUGGCCACGGGCUCCAAAGCUGGAAGCACCGUCAUGUCGGCCAUUGUGCCCAUCAUCUCGGCCGCUGGCGCGGUGGGAUCGCUGGCCUCGUCGUCGCGAAUGGUAUGGUCGUUCUCCCGCGACCGUGGUCUUCCGGGCUGGAGGUUUUUCAGCCAGGUCAACUCCCAAGCCAUCCCACGCUACUCCAUCCUCGUCGUCACCGUCUUCGCCAUCCUCCUUGGUCUGAUUAUCCUGGGCUCCGAGGCCGUGCUGAACGACGUCAUCUCGCUGUGUGUGAGUGCACUGUACAGCUCGUACUUUAUCUCUGCCUCCCUGUUGUUGUGGAAGCGAUGCGCCGGCGGGAUCCGUCCCGCAGGCGACCACCCUAUCGAUGUGAUCGUCAACACCCCCGGUGCCCCCCUGGCCUGGGGCCCGUUCUACGUCCCUGGGCUCCUGGGGAUUGCCGUCAACGCCUUCAGUGUCGCCUAUCUGUUCAUCGGCGUGUUCUUCAGUUUCUGGCCUGACGUGGUCGACCCGACCAUCAACACCAUGAACUGGGCGGUGGUUGGCACGGCCGGUACGUGCUGCAUCAGUAGCAUCUAUUACUUCGUGUGGGGACACCGGAUAUACACCGGUCCCAUUGUGGAGAUCGAGAUGAAUUGAGGACGUGGUGCGUGGGUGGAAAUAUACUAUAUAUACUAUACCUCUUGGAAGUCGCGAGGAAGGAGCAUAUAAAAGUGUUAAUUAUGCCUGUAUGUGUG